Chironomus riparius is the source of this 615-nucleotide messenger RNA. Lineage: Eukaryota; Metazoa; Arthropoda; Insecta; Diptera; Chironomidae. The record is from the annotation of a GenBank genome assembly.
AGUUUUUAAAAUUUAAAAGUGAUGUUUAUUUCUUCAUUAAUCGGAUUGUGCUUUUUGCAUGUUGUAAUCGCUCAAAUACCUAUUAUCGGACCAUGUCCAUCAUUCGAUUGUUGUAAAUCACCUCUUAAUGAGACGAUAGUAAAUGAAUCGAAUGGCAUUUGGUAUCUUUAUGGCGGGGAUUUAUUCUUUUUCGAUAAAAAUACAAGAUGUCAAUUUGCUAAUUUCUCGAUGCUUCCUGACAAUUAUAUCUACAUCAACGUUUCACAUUAUGACACUUUAUUGGAGGAAAAUAGAAACUACAUUAUUUUUGGAAACUAUUCAUUAGCCAAUGGAAAUGUCGAUACUGUGAUUUCUGAUUUGAAAUUCCCAUUGCAUUAUGAAAUCAUUCAAUGGACUUCAGAAUAUAUCAUUGUUGUAUCAUGUUCUGAAUGUGGAUUCUUUUCAAAACAAGAUGCUGGGUUGUAUGUCUACAUAAUCACCAAAAGCCAAUCACCACUCUUCACGGUAACAGAUAAAAUAUUCGCAAAGCUUGAAGAAUGCAAAAUUCCUACAGACAGCAUCGUUCAACAUAGUCAAACCAACUGUGGAACAAUUAUAUUGGGAAAUGGAUGUUAA